GUCCGCUAUUGGGAAUGUCCCUUAUUUGGAGGGGGCAAAUACAUUAAGUCUUAUGGGACUCUGCUGGGGAAUUAAAAAUUGUCCCCUAUUGGGAGGAGUCCACUAAGGGAGAUUCUACUGUUCUAGGACAUGGCUGCUUCUUUUUCUCCUCCAUACAGAAUAGACAGAACUGACUUGGGACAUAAAAAGUGAGAUGUCUCCAGUGGCAGGCCCGUACAACCCGGCCUGUUAUGAUAUCGUUAACGUUUGCCGCCAUUUUCACUCCACACAGUCGCAAAAAAAAUAAUGCGUUUUGCAAAAUGGCGGCAACAGGCAGAACCACAUGUACACAGGGAAAAAGAAAAGGGCCGGACAGGAACCACGCGCUGUGACAGGUCAGGACGCUAGGGGCCGCCACCACUUCCUCCUUUCUUUUAUUCUCUUUCUUCGCAUCAAACACCGCACGACCAUAGAGCUGCGUCACAGGCGCGCGCGCCAAUCGCGACACCGCCCCCCGCUUUCCGGCGGCGCUGACGUCACGUCCUUUCUUCGGACUCUCCGCCGGCGACGUUUCUAGCCAAUCAGCGAACGCUCUUUACGGACCAAUGUACGACGAAGUGGGCGGAGCAACCGAGUUUAUAAAAGAUUUUUCCCGGAAGCGAAAGCGCAGUCGCUGGAACGAUGAAGCUCCAGACCAAAAGACCAUUAUCCCUGGGAUGCCGACAGUGAUACCUCCAGGACUCAGUCGUGAGCAGGAGAGGGCAUAUAUAGUUCAACUUCAAAUUGAGGAUCUGACUCGCAAGCUUCGCACGGGAGACCUGGGAAUACCCCCUAACCCAGAAGACAGAUCCCCAUCUCCUGAACCGAUCUAUAAUAGCGAGGGGAAACGGCUAAACACACGAGAGUUUAGGACUCGUAAGAAGCUAGAAGAGGAGCGACACAAUCUUAUCACAGAGAUGGUUGGGUUGAACCCAGACUUCAAACCUCCAGCGGAUUAUAAACCACCUGCUACUCGUGUGAGCGACAAGGUCAUGAUACCACAGGAUGAAUAUCCCGAGAUUAACUUUGUUGGAUUACUUAUCGGUCCCAGGGGUAAUACCCUUAAAAACAUUGAGAAGGAGUGUAACGCCAAAAUAAUGAUCCGUGGCAAAGGUUCAGUGAAGGAGGGGAAAGUGGGACGCAAAGACGGGCAGAUGCUUCCGGGAGAAGAUGAGCCACUCCAUGCCUUGGUAACCGCUAACACGAUGGAGAAUGUCAAGAAAGCUGUAGAUCAGAUUAGGAAUAUUCUCAAACAGGGAAUUGAAACGCCUGAAGAUCAGAAUGAUCUCCGCAAAAUGCAACUGCGAGAGCUUGCUCGACUCAAUGGAACUUUACGUGAAGAUGACAACAGGAUUCUGCGACCCUGGCAAAAUACAGAAACUAGAAGCAUCACCAAUAACACCCUGUGUACAAAAUGUGGAGGAGCUGGACAUAUUGCAUCUGACUGCAAAUUUACGAGUGUCCCAGUCCGGCCUGGCGAGCCCCAGUCAGCUCAAGAUAAAGCAAGAAUGGAUAAAGAAUACCUUUCUCUUAUGGCAGAACUUGGAGAAGCACCGGUACCUUCUUCUAUGGGAGCUCCAACUAUUCCAACACAUACGCCUAUUCAAGGAUCACCAAGACCAGCUGCCAUUACUUCAAGCCAGCCACCUGUGAACCGACCGCCUUGGAUGGCAACUGAUCGGCCUUAUCCAUCCAUGCAUGCUGCCCCUCAUUCCUUUCCUCACCCAAUGGGAGGUGCAGGAAAUGGUCCCCCUCUACAGCCCAGUCCUGCAGGACCACACCAUCACUGGAUGCAGCCUCAUCCAGGAGCGCACCCACCUGGUCCUCAUCCUAUGGGUCUCUUGCACACUCACCCUAUGGGUUUGAUGCCUCCACCACCACCACCUCCUCCUAGUGGUCCUGCACCGCCACCACCUCCACCAUCUGCACCCAGUUUGCCUCCUUGGCAGCAGCAGCAAAGUGCAGGUGCACCACCCCAACCCGGGGCUCCACUACCUUGGCAGCAAAGCCCUCAAACCACCAGCGCUGGUUCAGCCUCUCUUCCUCCAUGGCAGCAGCAACAAGGAGCUUCCCCUGCUUCAUCCAACAGUGCUCUCCAGUCCAGUGCCUCACUUGUUCCCCCUCCUCCUGGUGUUCAGCCGCCUCUGCCUCCAAGUGCUCCGCCGCCGCCUCCACCUCCUCCUCCCGGAACCUCUGGGCUUCUUUAUGCUCCACCACCACCUCCCCCUCCUCCCAUAGAUCCCUCAAAUUUUGUCACCAUGAUGGGGAUGGGUGUACCUGGAAUCCCCCCAUUUUCUAUGCCGCCUGCCCCACCACCACCUCCUCCUCAAAACUGAAUUUAUUCAUUAAGUGAUAAGUGACCAGGGCGCAUUGCCUUCAUAUCAGAACUCCAUACAGUGAACUAAUGCCUCCUCCCAAAAAAAAGGCAAAUGAGGAUUGGCAAACAGAUCUUAACUUCGUCUAAAGAUUUUGCUCCUAAAGUGAAGACUAACAAUUCAGCAGAGUUCAGUAACUUCAGUAUGUCCGUAAUACUUGUAGUAGACUCAAGGAAAGCUCUUAGGUUUUCUAUGUAUUUUUCAGCAUCUAUGAAUUUUGCGGUUAUAUUACGGCAGCUCUUUUUAACUCAUCAUUCAAAUCAAUGUUACAAACUGAAUUCAGCGGUAGUGACUAGGAUGUUUAAUGUGAAAGUCUUCAGAUUUAACAGCAAAAAUAUCAUUAGCUUACGUAGACUGCUGUAGGUGAUCCCACCCUGUGGAAACACAUUUCACUGAUGUUCUGUUAAUGUCCCCACUGCCCCAAAGUGCUUUUUUUUUUUUUUUUUUUUUUUUCUAUUACAUUGUCUCCAGACACAUUUGGUCCUUGACCACACUUAAUUCUCUAGCAACUACGUAACCUUUCUGAUAUUGUUUACUUUCGUACUUUGGUGGUCAGAAUACCUAUAGUAUGUAUGUUCUCCUCUCCCCAUACUGAUGUGAUUUACAAUUGGAUGCAGAGUUGUGUGUCACUGGAAGGCAGAUGUUGUAGCAUAUAGAUAAAGGGUCUGAGCUUUUUGCACCCUUUGCUUGCUUUUUUUUUUGUCUUUAUGAUUCUGUAUAAAGCUUAUCUUAUAUUAAAACCUUUUUAAUGAA
Messenger RNA from Hyla sarda, 3146 nucleotides. It is a transcript of the gene SF1, whose product is annotated as splicing factor 1. Bases 585 to 2354 code for a protein of 589 amino acids. The record is from RefSeq and is a predicted model, not a curated record. NCBI's taxonomy places the organism in Eukaryota, Metazoa, Chordata, Amphibia, Anura, Hylidae. Gene Ontology annotation, molecular function: zinc ion binding; mRNA binding. The transcript has 12 exons. Gene Ontology annotation, biological process: regulation of mRNA splicing, via spliceosome. Gene Ontology annotation, cellular component: nucleus.